Messenger RNA from Chaetomium fimeti, 966 nucleotides. RefSeq lists its product as uncharacterized. NCBI's taxonomy places the organism in Eukaryota, Fungi, Ascomycota, Sordariomycetes, Sordariales, Chaetomiaceae. The transcript has 2 exons. The record is from RefSeq and is a predicted model, not a curated record. Bases 121 to 966 code for a protein of 281 amino acids.
GGAUAACUAUCCCUAUGAGACACAACUGCAGUAUUUUGUAUCAAGGAAAGGAGAGUUGUCACGCAUCCCCAGCAUCAUUAUAACAGUUGGACUGUCGGCAUGAUACCUAAUCAAUAAACCAUGGCUCAGAAUGGCUCUCCCGGCCACGCGAUCAACAUUGACGCCCUGAAGUCUGUUAGUGAUAAUAAAACAAACGACAAUACGAAUAGGCCAAGAUCGAUACACCCUGAUGCCCCCUACGAACAACGGCUUUUUCAAUACACAGACAACUCUCUCCGCGAAGAGCCACGUUUCCUGAUAUUUCGAAGCCUCCAGACUCUCAACCUUUUCCGCAUGCAAUCCGACCUGGCGAAGCUCCAAAACAAGAUUUGGAAAGAUGAGGCUGCUGUGGAAGAAGACACGGGGAAACUAACAGUUCUACUUAGCAAAUAUACGAGCGCAAUCCGCGACUACGAGUACCUCAAGCACCUCACGCCAGUCACGGGAUCACAGGCCAAGCACACCCGGCGCGAUCUCGAGCUGGCCUUCGACAGCGAAGUAGGCACCGUCAUCGACGAGGCGGCCGGCUACCGGCGCUUCGCCGACCCGGACCUGCUGCCCACCGACAACCUGCGCAACUUCCUGAAGCGCUUCCUGCCGCGGUCCGUCGCGUACACGCGCGGCGAGAUGUGGCGCCGCACCGAGGAGUACCUGCGCGGCGAGCCGCCCGAGGAGGUCUCCCUCUUUGUCGACGUGCUGGCCCGCUUCCUGGUGGCCUUUCUGGGUGGCGCCAUGUUGGUGGUGCCCAUGCUGAUCAUGCGCCUGCCUGAGAUCACCGUGGUUAAGAGCCUCGUUACCGUCUCGGCUGCCGUCAUGCUGUUCGCGGGUGCGCUGUCGGUUUUGUUUCGGGCAAGUAAUACGGAUACUAUAAUUGCUACGGCGACGUAUGCCGCUGUCUUGGUUGUUUUUGUCGGUGUGUCGGGUUGA